Molecule: messenger RNA, 1523 nt
Organism: Molossus molossus (Pallas's mastiff bat)
Lineage: Eukaryota; Metazoa; Chordata; Mammalia; Chiroptera; Molossidae
Gene: ALG3
Product: ALG3 alpha-1,3- mannosyltransferase
Exons: 9
Coding region: 15-1331 (438 amino acids)
Cellular component (GO): endoplasmic reticulum
Molecular function (GO): dol-P-Man:Man(5)GlcNAc(2)-PP-Dol alpha-1,3-mannosyltransferase activity
Source: RefSeq, a predicted model, not a curated record
GGCGCACCGUCAAGAUGGCGGCGAGCGUGCGGAAGCGCGCUCGGGCGGGACCCGCAGCUCGGGUGGCGGGAUUCUGCGGGCAAUGGCUGCGGCGCGCCUGGCAAGAGCGGCGCCUGCUGCUGCUGGAGCCGCGCUACACGCUGCUGGUGGCUGCCUGCCUCUGCCUGGCAGAGGUGGGCAUCACCUUCUGGGUCAUUCACAGGGUGGCAUAUACAGAGAUUGACUGGAAGGCCUACAUGGCUGAGGUAGAGGGUGUCAUCAACGGCACCUAUGACUAUACCCAACUGCAGGGUGACACUGGACCUCUUGUGUACCCAGCUGGUUUUGUAUACAUCUUUAUGGGGCUAUACUACGUCACUGGCCAUGGCACUGACAUUCGCAUGGCCCAACAUAUCUUUGCUGUGCUCUAUCUGGCCACCUUGCUGCUUGUCUUUUUGAUCUACCACCAGACCUGUAAGGUACCUCCCUUCGUCUUUUUCUUCAUGUGCUGUGCCUCUUACCGUGUCCACUCCAUCUUUGUGUUGCGGCUCUUCAAUGACCCAGUGGCCAUGGCACUGCUGUUCCUCAGUAUCAACCUUUUGCUGGCCCAGCGCUGGGGCUGGGGCUGCUGCUGUUUCAGCCUGGCAGUCUCUGUGAAGAUGAACGUGCUCCUCUUCGCCCCUGGAUUACUGUUCCUUCUCCUCACACAAUUUGGCCUCCGUGGGGCCCUCCCCAAGCUGGGCAUCUGUGCUGUCCUACAGGUGGUGCUGGGCCUGCCCUUCCUGCUGGAGAACCCUGUCGGUUACCUAUCCCGCUCCUUUGACCUUGGUCGCCAGUUUCUCUUCCGCUGGACAGUGAACUGGCGCUUCCUUCCUGAGACCCUCUUCCUGCAUCGUGCCUUCCACCUGGUACUGUUGGCCACCCACCUCACCCUGCUCUUGCUCUUUGUUCUCUGCAGGUGGCACAGGACAGGAGAAAGUAUCCUGUCGCUGCUGAAGGAUCCCUCCAAGAGGAAGGUUCCACCCCAACCUCUCACACCCAAUCAGAUUGUUUCUACCCUCUUCACCUCCAAUUUCAUUGGCAUCUGCUUCAGCCGUUCCCUCCACUACCAGUUCUACGUCUGGUAUUUCCACACACUGCCCUACCUCCUGUGGGCCACGCCUGCACGCUGGCUCACGCACUUGCUCAGGUUGCUGGUGCUGGGGCUCAUUGAGCUCUCCUGGAACACAUACCCAUCCACAUCCUGCAGCUCCGCCACCCUACAUGUGUGCCAUGCUGUCAUCCUGCUGCAGCUCUGGCUGGGCCCCCAGCCCUUCCCCAAGAGCAUCCAGCACAGCAAGAAAGCCCACUGAGAUCCACCUCUUCCCAUUCUCAGGACCCUGGACGUGGAUGGACUCUGUGCCCUUCCCAAUAAACCUUACCAAGUCCACUUCUGUGCAGCCUAUAUGGAAGUGCCUGGACCAGGUUUGAAGGGUAUGCAACACGGCAGAUAAAGAACUCAUUGAGGCAGUUGUAAGAGGCACUUUAUUGCAUGGGAUUUGGGG